This is a messenger RNA of Ochotona curzoniae (black-lipped pika), 1596 nucleotides long. Its product is annotated as alpha-1-antichymotrypsin-like. The transcript is spliced from 7 exons. Gene Ontology annotation, biological process: negative regulation of endopeptidase activity. The record is from RefSeq and is a predicted model, not a curated record. The coding region runs from base 1 to 1596 and encodes 531 amino acids. NCBI's taxonomy places the organism in Eukaryota, Metazoa, Chordata, Mammalia, Lagomorpha, Ochotonidae. Gene Ontology annotation, molecular function: serine-type endopeptidase inhibitor activity.
AUGUCAGCCCUCCUGCUGCUGGGGCUCCUCGUGGCCACGCUCUGCCCAGCUGUCCUCUGCCACCCAGUGGCCACAGCUGUCCCUCAGGAUGCCCGCCGGGAGGACACAGCUGAUGCGACACGCCUGGUGGGGCUGGUCUCCAGCAAUGCUGACUUUGCCUGCAGCCUCUACAAGCAGCUGGCCUUGCUGAACCAGGACAAGAACAUCAUCUUCUCCCCACUGAGCAUCUCCACUGCCCUGGCCUUCCUGGCCCUGGGGGCCCGUGACUCCACACUCACGGAGCUCCUCCAAGGCCUCAAGUUCAACCUCACUGAGCUGCCCGAGAAGGAAAUCCACCAGGGCUUCCAGCAGCUCCUGCUCACCCUGCGCCAGCCCCAAGAGCAGCUGCAGCUCAACCUGGGCAAUGCGCUCUUUGUUGGCUUGAAGCUGCUUCCGGACUUCGAGAAGGGCGCCCAGGAGCUGUAUGCUGCCGAGGCCUUUGACACCAACUUCCAGGACACGGCCACUGCCAAGAAGUUCAUCAAUGACCAUGUGGCUGAGAAAACCCAGGGCAAAAUCAUGGACCUGUUUGACAGCCUUGACUCAGACACAGUGAUGGUCCUGGUGAAUUUCCUCUUGUUCAAAGGCAAAAUGCAGGAGGUGGAAGCCAGCCUCUCGCUGGCGACCCUGAAGCGCUGGAGAGACUCGGUGCAGACUGAAUGGUUUCAAGAACUCAAACUGCCCAAGUUCUCCAUCUCCAGUGACUUCAACCUGAAAGACAUCCUUCCCAGGCUGGGCGUCAGGGAAGCCUUCACCACGCAGGCUGACUUCUCUGGAAUCACAGGGCACAGGAACCUGGCGCUCUCCCAGGCAGUCCACAAGGCUGUGCUUGAUGUGGCUGAGAACGGCACUGAAGCAGCUGCCGCCACUGGAUUCUUGAUGAUUAAAGUCUCUGCAUUGGAAGGCCUCACUGUGCAUUUUGACCGGCCCUUCCUGGUAGCCAUCGUCUCCACUAACCCACCAAGUAUCCUCUUUCUGAGCAAAGUCACCAACCCCUUGCAAUGGGUGGAUGUGCCCAUGAUGGAAAAGGAGAGAUUCAACACACCCUACUUCCGUGAUGACGAGCUGUCCUGCACUGUGGUGCAGCUCAACUACGUGGGCAACGCCAGUGCCUUCUUCAUCCUCCCAGAUGAGGACAAAAUGCAGGAGGUGGAAGCCAGCCUGUCGCUGGAGACCCUGCGGCGCUGGAGAGACUCGGUGCAGACUGAAUGGAUCGCUCAACUCCACCUGCCCAAGUUCAACAUCUCCAGUGAGUUCAACCUGAAAGACGUGCUUCCCCACCUGGGCAUCAGGGAAGUCUUCACCGAUCUGGCCAAUUUUUCUGGAAUCACAGAGGAGAAGAACAUCAAGAUCUCAAAGGCAGUCCACAAGGCUGUGCUUGAUGUGGCGGAGAAGGGCACGGAAGCAGCUGCUGCCACUGGAUUUGCAUUUAGUCUAGAUUCUCUACCUUUGGGGACCACUGUGCAUUUUGACCGGCCCUUUCUCAUAGCCAUCGUCUCCACUAACCCACCAAGUAUCCUCUUUCUGAGCAAAGUCACCAACCCCUUGCAAGCCUAG